Messenger RNA from Chiloscyllium plagiosum (whitespotted bambooshark), 1740 nucleotides. Lineage: Eukaryota; Metazoa; Chordata; Chondrichthyes; Orectolobiformes; Hemiscylliidae. The record is from RefSeq and is a predicted model, not a curated record.
AUGUCUUACAACUAUGUAGUGACAACGCAAAAACCGACGGCCGUGAACGUUUGCGUUACCGGUCACUUCACCUCAGCAGAUGAUUUGAACCUGCUGAUUGCCAAGAACACCAGGUUGGAGAUCUAUGUCGUGACACCGGAGGGUUUGCGCCCUGUCAAGGAAGUGGGCAUGUAUGGCAAGAUUGCUGUAAUGGAACUCUUCCGCCCAAAGGGAGAAGGCAAGGACUUGCUUUUCAUUCUGACUGCAAAAUACAAUGCCUGUAUUCUGGAGUACAAACAAAAUGGGGAAAACAUCGAUAUCAUCACACGAGCUCAUGGAAAUGUACAGGAUCGUAUAGGCCGCCCCUCUGAGACUGGAAUCAUAGGUAUUGUGGACCCUGAGUGCCGUAUGAUCGGUCUCAGGCUGUAUGAUGGGCUCUUUAAAGUGAUUCCAUUGGAUAGAGACAACAAAGAGCUAAAAGCAUUCAAUAUCCGACUGGAAGAACUGCAUGUAAUUGAUGUGAAAUUCUUGUAUGGCUGUCAGGUCCCAACCAUUUGCUUUGUCUAUCAGGAUCCGCAGGGCCGUCAUGUGAAGACCUAUGAAGUAUCCUUAAGAGAAAAAGAAUUUAACAAGGGACCCUGGAAACAGGAAAAUGUUGAGGCUGAAGCAUCAAUGGUUAUUGCAGUUCCAGAACCAUUUGGAGGAGCGCUAAUCAUAGGCCAGGAGUCCAUUACAUACCACAAUGGCGACAAGUAUCUCGCAAUUGCACCACCAGCUAUCAAGCAAAGCACAAUUGUUUGCCACAACCGUGUGGAUCCCAAUGGUUCCCGAUACCUUCUGGGAGAUAUGGAAGGUCGUCUGUUCAUGCUGUUACUGGAGAGGGAAGAACAAAUGGACGGAAAUGUCACUGUCAGAGACCUCCGUGUAGAACUGUUGGGAGAGACAUCCAUUGCAGAAUGCUUAACAUAUUUGGAUAAUGGAGUUGUAUUCGUUGGAUCCCGUCUUGGAGAUUCUCAGCUUGUCAAGUUAAAUGUGGACAGCAAUGAGCAGGGGUCCUAUGUUGCUGGCAUGGAAACCUUCACCAAUUUAGGUCCUAUUGUGGAUAUGUGUGCAGUGGAUUUGGAAAGGCAAGGACAGGGCCAGCUGGUUACUUGUUCAGGAGCAUUUAAGGAAGGCUCUCUGAGAAUAAUUCGGAAUGGAAUUGGGAUCCAUGAGCACGCUAGCAUUGAUCUUCCUGGUCUUUCAGGUCUGUGGCCAUUGCGUUCUGAUUCCACUCGUGACACUGAUGAUAUGUUGGUUCUCUCAUUUGUUGGACAGACUCGUGUGCUGAUGCUCAAUGGGGAGGAGGUAGAAGAGACUGAAAUGCCAGGCUUCGUUGAUGACCAACAGACCUUCUGUUGUGGAAAUGUGGCUCAUCAGCAGCUCAUUCAGAUAACAUCUGGUUCGGUGCGACUGGUCAGUCAAGAACCUAAAUCACUGGUUAGUGAGUGGAAGGAGCCAAACGGAAAGAAUAUCAGUGUUGCAUCCUGUAAUAACAGCCAAGUUGUGGUAGCAGUGGGCCGGGUAUUGUACUACCUGGAGAUUCACCCGAAAGAGCUCAGACAAAUCAGCUUUAUAGAGAUGGAGCAUGAGGUUGCUUGCCGAGACAUCACUCCAUUGGCUGAGGGUACUGGUAUGUCACCCCUAUGCUCUGUUGGGCUUUGGACAGAUAUUUCAGCUCGGAUCCUCAAGCUACCAUCAUUUGAGAAUAAUGGAGUGACU